Molecule: messenger RNA, 3400 nt
Organism: Oncorhynchus mykiss (rainbow trout)
Lineage: Eukaryota; Metazoa; Chordata; Actinopteri; Salmoniformes; Salmonidae
Product: thrombospondin type-1 domain-containing protein 4
Biological process (GO): extracellular matrix organization; proteolysis
Cellular component (GO): extracellular matrix
Molecular function (GO): metalloendopeptidase activity
Source: RefSeq, a predicted model, not a curated record
CUUUUCCUCUUAAAUGCCCCAGCCUCCCCAGCUGCGCCUCCUCCAGCUCAGUUUACAAGGCUGUGCAUACAGAUCAGCAGAGUAGUGGUUUUGGCGUUCACUGCACUACAGGGUCAAGGCGAAACAGCCAGGAGCAGCUACCGUUUUCUACUGGACCUGUCUGAAUGCAUGACUGAGAGCUGCUGGUCAAUAGUUCUUGGCCACAUGAGAGAAUGCUAUCAGGUCUGGCUCUUCUGCUGCUUGUCUGCCUCCUCCACAUGUUGGUGACUGCCAAGGGGAACCCGUGGUCACAGAGUCUGGGCUGCGAUGAGUACUUGGGCUCAGGCAAGGUGAUGGACAAGUGUGGGGUGUGUGGCGGGGACAACACGGCCUGUAAGCUGGUGUCAGGGCUCUUCCAGCAGCACAGCCUGAACAAGGUGGGCUACCACAAGAUAGUGGAGAUCCCAGAGGGAGCCACCAAGAUCAACGUCACCGAGACGGUGAAGAGCAGGAAUUACCUGGCUCUGAAAAGCCGCUCAGGUCGCUCCAUCAUCAAUGGGAACUGGGCCAUUGACCGGCCAGGGAAGUAUGAGGGGGUGGGCACCAUGUUCACCUACCGACGACCCAAUGAGGUCACCAGCACCGCCGGGGAGUCCUUCCUGGCUGAAGGGCCAACCAAUGAGAUCCUGGAUGUUUAUGUGAUCUACCAGCAGCCCAACCCAGGAGUGAGCUAUGAAUUCAUCCUUCCCUCUGACAACCCUCCACAGCACCCCAACCACAGACCUGGAGGGAAUACUCUGCAUGGGCAAAGUGGGAUUGACCACCGGGGCAACCCCAACCAGGAGGGGUACGAUCCAGCAGGAGGGGGCAAAUACCCUCCCCAGGUACCCAACAACCAGGUGCCAGCGGUCCAGCCACCCAAACGUCAGAGAGAAUACAACUGGAAACUGUCUGGGGCAACAGAGUGUAGCGCCUCCUGUGGCAGAGGUAGCAGGUACACCAUCUUCCGCUGUGUCCACAGACUGAGCCAUGAGCAGGUACCAGGGAACCAGUGUGACAGCAGCACCAGGCCCAGUUCACAGGAGGAGCCCUGCAACCUUCAGUCCUGCCCUGCCUUUUGGGACAUUGGUGAGUGGUCGGAGUGCAGUAAGACAUGUGGCCUGGGUAUGCAGCACCGCCAGGUCUUGUGCAGGCAGGUGUAUGCCAACCGGACCCUUAACGUCCACACCAGCCGCUGCCGCCACCUGGAGCAGCCCGAGACCACCAGCACCUGCCAGCUGAAAAUCUGCAGCGAGUGGCAGAUACGAACCGAGUGGAGCGCCUGCUCUGUUCCCUGUGGCGUGGGCCAGAGGACCAGGGAGGUGCACUGUGUCAGCAACAUGGGAGACUUUGUGUCAAACGAGGAGUGCAACAUGAAGCUGCGACCCAGUGACAAUGAGAACUGUGACAUGGGGCCCUGUGCUAAAAGUUGGUUCUUCACUGAUUGGGGGAAUAAGUGUUCUGCUGAGUGUGGGAUGGGCAUCCGGACCCGUGGCGUUCUGUGCCUGACCAAUCACAUUAGCAGCUUGCCUCUGGAAGGGUGUGGCCAUGAGCGCCCCACUGACUCUCAGGUCUGUAAUCACGGCCCCUGUGAGAGUCGCAUCGAGUGGUUUACAGCCCCCUGGAGUCAGUGUUCAACGGAGUGUGGCUCGGGCAGCCAGCAGAGGGCAGUGGUGUGUCUGAUGAAGUCAGACGAGGGGUUCAAUGUAAUGCCGCCCUACGAAUGUUCUUCUCUAGACAAGCCUCUUAAUCAGCAGAGUUGCCACCUCAAGCCCUGUGGGGCCAUGUGGUACCACACAGACUGGAGCGCUUGUUCUAAGACGUGUGAGGGGGGCUUCCGUGUGAGGGAGGUGCGCUGUCUGUCUGAUGACAUGCUUUCCAGUGAGGGCUGUGAAGAGGAGCUGAAACCAGUGGAGAGAGAGGAGUGCAACCCAGAGCCCUGCGUCCCACACAUAGACGAGAACUGUCGAGACAAGUAUUUCAACUGCAAUGUGGUGGUCCAGGCACGUCUCUGUGUGUACGACUACUACAAGACAACCUGCUGUGCCUCCUGCACACGAGUGGCCCACAGACAGUCACAACACAGGGCACUCAGCUAGCCCCCUCCCCAGGCCUCAGACCUCUAGGGGGCCUGACACAGCGCCCAGAGCAGGCCCUCAGUUCCUGGGCCCAACACACUAACCCACAGUGGAGAGGACAGCCUAGAACCUGACUCUGGGUGGACACUGACUGGACACUAUAAUAUGAGUGCUGAAAAUACAGACGGAAAAACUGAAAUACCGCAAAGAAAGGAAGUGAAAGCCCAACUUGUUUUUGGCAUGUGAGGAGAUUGCCAAUGGGCAAUACGGGAAACUGAAUGGUUCGUGGAGGAUGGUUGUGAAGGACACGUUUAACAGGGCUAUGAGUGGAGGAGCUCUGGUGAGGCGAUGAUAGACAGGACACCAAACCGAAGAAUAUGGAACCACUUUAUGGUCUGUAACCAGAAUCCCCUCCAGUAAAAGUUCCUGUCUGGGUUUUUGUUGUGUUUCACGGGAAGCAGUUUGGCGCUGCCAUUCACCUGAAUGGGUUAAGGUCUUGAAAAAGGUCUUUGGCCGAAACGUUGAUAGAAUAAACAACGUGCAGAGGUGAUAUUGUGUGUGGGACUGCUACCACAUCUGUGAUGAGACUCUUGACUACCAUGGCUCUCUUGGAUAGCAUUAAAGGAGAGGAAGAUACAGUAUUAAAGCAGAGCAAGAUUCUGUUUGUUUUGCAUAAUGUAUAGACUGUACACAUUUUAAUAAGCUUCUUUAUGCUUUAAAAUCCACAAUAUUUAUGAUCUAAUUAACUACUUGUAGUAUGAAGUUGCCCAAGCUUGCUCUUAAAUCAUCCCAAUUAUGAGGGCUCUAUUCAAUACUCUCCUACACAGCAGUUUAGUUGACCAAAGAUUUCCCUAUUUCACAGGAGGACGUGUCAAACAGUAAUUGCUCAGUCCAGAUCUAUGGCUCUAUUUAAUCUGUACCGGUGAAGCGUUACAAACGGUGCAAUAUAAAUGUUAAGGUCAUUUCUGAUUGAGCCAACAUAUGCAGUGUUUACCGUGAUGCAGUCUCCGCUAAUACGGAACAUUGCCUUUAAAUUUCAAUCACGCUGUAACACUGAACUUCUGCGAUACGGAUUGAAUAGAGCCCCAAGUGACAGCUCACCAGUUACACAGCAACCCUCUAACAAAUUAAGCUCUAAAAUGUUCAUGUGUCGUUGUAGUGAAUCAUAUAUUUUGCAUCACUGCUGUGUAUAUACAGAACCAGUCAAAAGUUUGGACACAUCUACUCAUUAAAGGAUUUUUCUUUAUUUUGACUAUUUUCUACAUUAUAGAAUAAUAGUGAAGACAUCAAAACUAAGAAAUAAC